Molecule: messenger RNA, 735 nt
Organism: Mesorhabditis belari
Lineage: Eukaryota; Metazoa; Nematoda; Chromadorea; Rhabditida; Rhabditidae
Source: the annotation of a GenBank genome assembly
AUGGAGAAUUGCGAAAUUAGUGAUGAUGCUAGUGAAAGUGAUUUGGUGAUCUGUCUUCCUUCAUGGCAACGAACAUCCAACGAUCCGAUGCUUUCCGGGAAUAAUGGAUCAUUUGAUGUCGAAUUCUCCGAUUUUAACACUACAUUUCUGCAAGCAUCACCCUCAAUUCCUUCCUAUCAAAUCUAUCUAUCUUCAACUUCCGAAAUCGAUCAAUCAUCGAAUGAUGAAGAAAAAUGGCAGUACCCAGCACCACCGGAUGGCUUGGGGAAACGAGCGAAUGGAGCCGGCUGCCCACCGAAACACAACAUCGACUUUGCGAAACUCGAUGAGAAACAAUUAGGCAUUUGUGAGAAGAUUUGGGCUAAAUCCCGUAAAACCUAUGAGAAACUAGCGAAAAACGAGCGAUAUGGAGUGAUGAGCCGACAAACGGUUGACUUUAUUUGGAAAAAGUGGGAGUACAUCUUGAAAAGACUCCGCAAUCAGAAAUCGGUCAAGAAAUCCAGAGAUCGAUCACAGAAAGAACUCGCUGAAGCCGUGAAUUCUUUCGAGAAAAUGAUUUCCAUUAUCGAGAAAGCUGACAAAUCAAACUCAUUAAGAAUACAACUCGAAGCGGAACUUGGGUCUUUUUAUCAACAAAAACAGACUCAUCUCCUUGAAACGUUUCAAAAAGCCAUUGGCGCAGAGGAAAUCUCGAUAAUUCCUCCAAAAUCGCGAAAACCUCGAGGAAAAAAGCGA